Molecule: messenger RNA, 2432 nt
Organism: Anopheles stephensi (Asian malaria mosquito)
Lineage: Eukaryota; Metazoa; Arthropoda; Insecta; Diptera; Culicidae
Product: choline dehydrogenase, mitochondrial-like
Exons: 3
Coding region: 18-1901 (627 amino acids)
Molecular function (GO): oxidoreductase activity, acting on CH-OH group of donors; flavin adenine dinucleotide binding
Source: RefSeq, a predicted model, not a curated record
UCGUUGGGUGCGUUAGGAUGGCCGUGAAUGUGCGAUUGUUGAUGGGUUCGGUGUUGCUGGUGCUGCUACUGUGGGCCGGUUGUCUCGUCCAGCAGAGUAGUGGCCAGCUGGGCUCUGGUGGUGGUUCGUGGCUGGACAAGUUUAACAAACUGCUCAGUAGAUCGAAGACGCGUAACGCAACGGAAGACAACGAGGUGCUCGAUUCGGUGGAGUAUGAUUUCAUCGUGGUCGGUGGUGGAACGGCCGGAAUGGUGUUGGCCACCCGGCUGUCCGAGAAUCGUAACUGGAAGGUGCUGCUGCUAGAGGCUGGCCAGUAUGGUACGAAGCUGUUCAACAUCCCGAUCGGGUUCCAGCUUGCCGUACUGUCCGAUGCUUACAACUGGAAGUUCUUGAGCGAACCUCAGCGUCAUGCCUGUUGGGGAACGAUCGAUGGCCGUUGUCCGGUUGAUAUUGGUAAGGGCGUUGGUGGCAGCACGCUCAUCAAUGGACUUAUCUUCUCCCGCGGCAAUCGUGACGAUUACGAUCGUUGGGCAGCGGCCGGAAAUGAUGGAUGGUCGUACGAUGAGGUGUUGCCCUACUUCCGCAAGUUUGAAAAAUCUACCAGUGAAAAGCCGGACGGUAAGUUCCGUUCGGCAGGUGGUCCUCUCCGUGUAGAACGAUCGGCAUAUCGAUCGGAGCAUGCGCGUAUCUACCUCGAGGCGGCAAAGGAAGCCGGCUAUCAGCUGGUUGAUUAUAAUGGCCGUACCCAGUUUGGAAUAUCACCUGUGCAAGCAACGAUGACAAAGGGACAACGAUUGUCAGCGUAUAACGCGUAUCUUCAGCCCGUUCAGAAGAAGCGUACAAACCUGAAAACGUUGACCGGUGCACUGGUUACGAAGAUUAUGAUCGAUCCAACUACGAAAGUGACCGAAGGAGUCCGGUUCACCAGAAAUGGUCAGCAGUUUGAAGUGCGCGCGCGUAAGGAAGUGAUCCUGUCCAGUGGUGCCAUCCUUACUCCGCAGCUGCUGAUGGUAUCGGGUGUGGGACCUCGCGAACAUCUGGAAUCACUCGGCAUACCGGUGGUGGAAGAUCUUCCCGUCGGCGAAACCCUGUACGAUCAUCUGGGCUUUUCCGGCCUACAAAUCGUGAUGAACGGUACCGGAUACUUCGCACCCGGUGAUAUCCCUACGUUCGAAAACUUCUACGAAUAUCUCAAGGGCAAGGGCGUUCUCACCGUGCCGGCCGCAGUGGAGCUCGUCACCUACCCAAACCUAACGCUCGCCGGCCGACGUGGACCAACGCUGGAGCUUACGAAUCUGAUCAGUUCGUUCGCGGUGGACAAGGGCACGACGGCCAAGAACAGUGUGCGGAUGCGAGACGACAUUUAUGAAGCCGUUUACCGGCCACUCGAGACGCAGAACCACUUCACGAUCAUCGUGCAGAAUCUACACCCACUGUCCAGGGGCACGGUACGGCUGCGCAGUGCCAAGCUGUCCGAUGCACCGGUCGUCGAUCCGAACUAUCUGGCCGAAGAGCUGGACGUGGACGUGGUGCUGGAAGGCAUUCGUGAGGUUCAGCGUGUUCUCGAGACGGAGGAGAUGCGUCGGUACGGUGCGACCGUGUGGGCCGCACCGCUACCGAACUGUGUGCAGCACGAGCGCGACUCGGACGACUACUGGCGCUGUGCGGUGCGUACCGUGUCGUUCUCGCUGACCCACUUCACGUCCAGCUGCAAAAUGGGGCCACCGACGGACGACUAUGCGGUCGUUGGCCCCGACCUGCGGGUGUACGGUGUGGAGAAUUUGCGCGUCGUCGACGCGAGCAUCAUCCCGGAACCGGUUUCCGCGCAUCCGAUGGCGGCCGUGUAUAUGAUCGCGGAAAAGGCGGCCGAUCUGAUCGCACAGCAGUACGCCGACGAUUGAUCUUGCGGCGGGGAAGCGACACUCUCCGGGGAGGGGGGAAGAGAUGGCGGGCGAGACUUUCUCGACGGUUUUGCGACUCUGUGAUGGCCGUGCCGUGUCGUAAUGGGGCAAACGAGCCAUGAGUUUGAGCGGAUGCUUGGCGAUUAUCACAUCGUUUGGCUGGAUGGUUCAGGAAGGAUGCCGGCGCUCAGGCCCGGCCGUGCUGAGGUUUAUUAGGUUAGGAAGAAGCACAACGAUCGAUAAUAAAUUAGCAUUAAUAUUAUACAAACUUGCGUAAUGGGCGCCGUCCCAGAUGGCUUAGCUAGUUUCUGGUGUUGAGGGAAAAUUUGGCCGAUUCACAUCUGGAACGCAGAUCCACCGCCAAGAUUGGGCAAUAGAAGGAAAUCUGAAUGCGGAACGAUGCCAUUACAUUCUUAAAUGAUCAUGAAAAGAUUUUGAAACUGAUCAGUUAAGAAGUUUCAAAUAUAAUCAUAUUUCGAUCGUUCGAAAAACAUUCAAGUUUUUGUACUUUAGUACAGGUUUGAGGAUGGA